AUGAGUGAAUCGGAAAAGCAGACGCAUAAUCAGCAAAAGAAGAAAUUCGAAGGGCCCAAGAGAGAAGCCAUCGUAGAUUUGUCGAAAUAUCAAGAUGAAAAGAUCCGCGUCAAGCUGAUGGGUGGGAGACUUGUAACAGGAAUUCUGAAAGGGUACGACCAACUGAUGAACUUAGUUCUGGACGAAACGGUUGAAUACAUGAGAGACGAGGAAGACGAUACUAUCAUAUUGAAAGAAAAAACCCGGAAUUUAGGCCUUGUUGUCAUUAGAGGUACCAUGCUUCUGACACUAAGUCCUUUAAGCGGUGCAGAAAUCAUAAGCAAUCCUUAUGAGCCAUACGAUAAUGAGGAGGGUUUUUAA
Messenger RNA from Lachancea fermentati, 360 nucleotides. The record is from the annotation of a GenBank genome assembly. NCBI's taxonomy places the organism in Eukaryota, Fungi, Ascomycota, Saccharomycetes, Saccharomycetales, Saccharomycetaceae.